AUGUCAAUUGUAACUGGCUCUUUUGGUAGCGAGAAAUACCUACACUCCUUAAAUAUAGAGCAAAAUCACAUAACUUAUUACUUAGCAAAUACUAAUUAACUGUAUGUUGUCUAGCUUACUGCAGAGAAGGAAAAUGAAUGGGCAAGAAGAUGAUUAUGAUGAUGUGUAUAUAUACAUUUCCAGUCCAAGCUUUAUGGGAAUAGCUGAAGAUGAUGAGAUUAAUGAUAUCAUGGGUGCCGCAUCUGGUGCUGGUGAUCAAGAUAGUGGAAAUACUAUAAGAAACAUUAUGCCCAUCCCUCAACAGAUCCAAGAACCCGAAAAUAUAUACCAGGAGUGUCCUCAUCCUAUGGGAACCCAAGCGAGGGUAGAUGACAUACAAAAUGCACCAGUGGAGCGUGAUUCGUUUAUGAAUGAUUUGUUGGCCAGUCUAUCUAGUCCUCUAGGAAAUGCAUUAGCGGCAUAUGAUUCGUUUGUGGACGACGAUUUUUUGGACAUUCCAGCUCCACCUUCUUCUCCUACUUUAAUGCUCAAUCCUGGAAGCGAUUUAUCAACAAAACUUGGUCCGAUGAUUAAUGAUAGAUCAACAUUGACGGUCAAUCCACAUGACACACAACCAGGAAGUGAUACACCACUAAAUAAAGUUGAUUCUGGUGGUAAAACUUUACCGAUUAACAUAAAAUCAUUGUUGGAACUUUCUGAUAUUGCUAUGAAUGAGUUGAUUAUGCUGGGAGAAGUGAACACUCCAUCAUGGAUAAUAGACUCAAGCUCUAACAGAGUAACAUUGGACUAUCAAGAGUAUAAAAGUUUUUUCAAAAAUGGUUUUGAAAAACCUCCUGGAUAUGUUAUAGAGGCUUCUAGGGAAACAGCGACAGUUCAUAUGGAAAGCUUGGCUCUGGUCAAGACUUUUACGGCGGACAACUGGAUCAACGUGUUUGCGCCUAUUGUGCCUGUGACAUCAAUCCAUAACCUGAUACCCAAAGGUUCUGGUGGGCCUAGAAGUGGAUCACUUAGACUGAUUACAGCAGAAUUUCAAGUUAUUUCUCCCUUGGUGCCAAAGAGACAAGUAAAGUUUCUUAGGUACUGCAAGAUGCUCAGAGUGGGGUUUUGGGUGGUUGUCGACUUCACUCCUCGUCAAGAAAAUCUGAACUUCUCGUCUGAUGAUGGUUCUUACCGCUUACCUUCAGGUGCUAUCAUAGAAGAUUGUGGCAAUGGUUACUCCGAGGUAAAGUGGAUUGAGCAAAUCGAAUAUGAUGAGAGCUUAAUCCCUCAAUUCCCCGAGCUUUUGAUAAGUUCUAGAAUCGGGCUAGGUGCGAAGAGGUGGCUCACAACGCUGCAGAGACACUGCGAAAAUAUUUCAACCCUUGCAUCUAUCAACCUUGAUGAAAUUUACCCAGGACUGUCUUCAAAAGUUGCAACUGAAAUAGUGAAGCUAGCUCAGCGUAUGACUAUAAACUACUACUUGUGUAUCACUGCCUCUCCGGCGAGCAUAUGGAAGAGUAAUGAUUCAGAGAGUGCGAGACAAGACAUAAGAGUGAUGAUCCGAAAGAAAAACGUGGGUGAGCAUACCAGGAUUGUGUUGAGUGCAGCCACUUCUCUUUGGUUACCAGUGAGCAAGAAAACAACGUUUGAUUUCCUCAUCAACCCAAGUUUCAGAAACCAGUGGGAUAUCUUGGCCAUUGAUGUCACCACCUCCAUUGAAGAAAAGAUCAAGAUUCAAAAAUCAAGAUUCCAUAGAAACGAAGUCUCUCUUCUUCAAAUCGAACCAGGUAACUCAGUUCUACAAGAGACGUGGAAUGAUGCAUCUGGUGCAUUACUGGUAUAUGCACCAGUGGACAUGGAGAAGAUCCUGGCAAGUGAAAAUUCAGAUUCUGUGCAGAUUCUUCCUUCGGGGUUCUCGAUAUUGCCAGACGGAGGAGGAGAGACUGAUCCAAACAGAAGUCGUGUAGGAUGUCUACUAACACUUGGAUAUCAGAUGUUGCAUAGCGUUAAACCAGGUGAAGAUGUCGAUCAAGAUUUUGUCAAAAAAGUUGAGCUACUCAUGGAUCGUACUAUGGGCAAGAUUAAAUCUGCUUAAUCUAGAUGAUUAUAGAUACCUUUGCUUCUUUAGAUUCAAUUUGCUAUGUUUUUAUGUUAUUUGCAUGACUGAAACUUAUCUCAGCUUUCCUUCUGUUCUUUUAAAUAUGUUUUCAUCAGCUUUAAACCGGAUGAUAUAUAUAUAUAUUUUUU
Brassica oleracea var. oleracea is the source of this 2226-nucleotide messenger RNA. RefSeq names its product homeobox-leucine zipper protein HDG6. Gene Ontology annotation, molecular function: lipid binding. The record is from RefSeq and is a predicted model, not a curated record. Lineage: Eukaryota; Viridiplantae; Streptophyta; Magnoliopsida; Brassicales; Brassicaceae.